CACCAUCCUCUUUGGUAUCAUCAUCCAGCAUCUAUCUAUUUAUCUAACUGUCUGUCUGCCUAUCUGUCUCUACCUCACUAUUUCUCGACAAGAGAGCAUAUCUUGUCGUAGGCAUCUCUGCGAACCAGUCGCUGCGUUGAGGUCGGCCGGGCGGGCGACGUCCGCUCCUGUCUUGGAGUUCGAUCGAUGACCUUGAAAGGUGGUGGUGCGGUUGUGAUUUUGAAGUUGGCCGAGGACGGCUGUGCGGUUGCGGACUCACGAAGUGGGAUGUUGUAUUGAGGCUGGACACGUCGUUUAGAUUGUGGAAUCGCGUUGAUGGUGCUGUGUCGGCCACAAUCAUGCAUUGUACUUAGAAUAUAUCAGUGGGAGGAUUUGGAGUGCGUUCUCUGACAAGAAGAUACCGUUUCUGAGUCGGUGGCACUGGCCGACCUGGUGUAGUGGAGAAAAGAUAGGGGUUUACAAUGUCGUGGAGGCGGUCAUCAGCUGCUGCGAAGCUGGAUGAUUGUGCACUGUCGGAGGUUUGCCGAAUCUGCGAGGCCAGGCUGUUUUCGCGCUAAGAAACACCAGUUUUUCUUGUGUUUGAACAUUCUGAACCAGCUUGCAGUGGUCAGAGAAGGAAAUCAAUGUAGGGUUUUCUGAAUGUAAUUUGCGAAUCAGAUUCGCCGACGAGCACACCGCAGGAAAACGGAGCUACGGUGUGAGAGUGGGGCUUUGGAUCGAGCGACCAGCUCUAAAGUAGCUUUGUUAUAAUCUUUAUGCAGGCGCCCUCGUCAGCCCCAGCUGUCACUGAGUCUGCGCUUCCAACGAUGCAGGCCUUGCCUCAACCUGGUUACGCAACUUCUGGAGCGGAUGACCAGCCGCCGCGUCCUCCUACUGGCGUACCUGCAACGGGGGACUAUCUUCUACCGCACACGCAGCUUGAGCUUGGUCACUCCAUGGCGCAGGCACGUGCGGCAUAUCCAUUUGCAGACCCAUAUUUUGGAGGUAUUGUUGCCGCCUAUGGCGCUCAAGCAGUGAUUCAUCCCCAUAUGCUGGGAGUUCAACAAGCACGAAUGCCUCUCCCGUCAGAGAUGAUGGAGGAAGAGCCUGUGUAUGUAAAUGCCAAGCAAUAUCACGGGAUCUUGCGACGUAGGCAGUCGCGAGCUAAAGCAGAAUCGGAAAAUAAACUUAUAAAGUCUCGUAAGCCGUAUCUACAUGAAUCCCGGCAUCAGCACGCUUUGCGAAGAGCAAGGGGUAACGGAGGUCGAUUUUUAAAUACCAAAACAAAAGAUGGAGAAUCGAAAGCAAAUUCUGAUGGAAGCCAUGGAUCUCAUGAGGGGCAGUCUUCACAAGCGGCAAAUGUUUCUAGCACUCGAGCAUCACAUUCAGGAAUGGGCAUGCUAGGUGGACAAGGAGACAAUGUAAAUUAUCACACAUCCAUGAUGCAACAUGGUCAGAACAAUGCUUAUCUUAAUCUUCAUCCGCCACAAUCUUUUCACUCGUCUGCAUUUCACACACUGCCUGGUGGAAGUGAAUCUGAAGAUGGUGGUUCGAAUGGCAACAACUUAGUGGUCAGUGGGUCUGAACAUACUGCAGUUGCCACCUGACGUCGAGUUGCAGUUGGGAUUGCUCGACUAUUGGGCCUUCAAACUUACAAUUUGGAUGAAGAUAUUUGUGUGCUUACUCGAUUGUCGACGAAGAACGCUGAGACAAGUGACUUUUGGAAGUCGAAGUUUUUUUCGCCAGCCUGUGGCAAGGAUUCAGGAAUUUUGGUUUGUGGACCUGUGUGAAAUUCCUGGCUAGGACGGAGACGUAGCCUUUUAUAACCAAGCACUCCGUCCAUGAGUCUCGCCUCCAAGACCUCGGCGGACCCUGAGCUACGUAAGUUGACCGAAGUAGUUGGUGCAGCAGAAGAGCGAUGAUGAUAUCUCAAGCUUCAUCACUCCCGCACAUGCAAGGUCUGCUGAUUGGACAACGGAGUAUUGAUACCAGUGCAAUUUCCAGCCAGGCCUUUGAAGAAUGGAUUUUAGAAUUCUAAAGCACUAGGGUGGUGGGACGAUAUUUUCAACUCUUAGUCUUCCGGGUCGUCAAUAGUGAGGUCUUCUGGUUGAUUGGAUUUUUUCAUCAUAACUGAGUGAUAUGCGUGUGUUAUGUUUUAGAUAGAAACUUAGAGUUCAAUAGGAUGUGUAUAUUGCUUCUUCUUGAUUGCAGCUGGCUGCUUUUAUUCAACCUGUUGCAGGUGCCUUUCACGGCCAUCGUACACUAGCAAUUCUCUGAAAUCCUAUCUGGUCAGUGAAACUGGUUAUGUGCAUAGGUAUGGACUUCGAAGGUCGCAUGGAGCACUUAUCCAGUCGUCAUUUUUUUUUGAAGUGUAAUCGCUGUGUUUUGGCAUGCAAAUUUGGUUUGCAGAUUUUCUGCAUGCACCUGUUUCCAGUUUAAGUCA
This is a messenger RNA of Physcomitrium patens, 2422 nucleotides long. RefSeq lists its product as uncharacterized. NCBI's taxonomy places the organism in Eukaryota, Viridiplantae, Streptophyta, Bryopsida, Funariales, Funariaceae. Gene Ontology annotation, molecular function: DNA binding; DNA-binding transcription factor activity. Gene Ontology annotation, biological process: regulation of DNA-templated transcription. Gene Ontology annotation, cellular component: CCAAT-binding factor complex. The record is from RefSeq and is a predicted model, not a curated record.